Aspergillus tanneri is the source of this 3618-nucleotide messenger RNA. RefSeq names its product chitin synthase CHS3 (gene chsF). The coding region runs from base 1 to 3618 and encodes 1205 amino acids. The record is from RefSeq and is a predicted model, not a curated record. Gene Ontology annotation, cellular component: cell septum; cell periphery. The transcript has 3 exons. NCBI's taxonomy places the organism in Eukaryota, Fungi, Ascomycota, Eurotiomycetes, Eurotiales, Aspergillaceae. Gene Ontology annotation, molecular function: chitin synthase activity.
AUGUCUUUACCUCAGCGGCCGGGGAAGGCUUCCCCGCGGCGAGAAGAACAUUCAGCAUUUCGUGACUCAGUAUAUCGCGACUCAGCAUAUCGCGACUCUUCCCGACGAAAACGACGAGAUAUCGAGACCGGAACACACAAUGAGACGCUAUCAAGUCCGCCCUCGAGCCAUCGUCAUCACCGCCGUCAUCGGUCACACAGCUCCAAAGGAAGGAGGGAUGUUGACGAAGAGAGACUGGAUGUAGGAGAGCACUUGAGGCGGAAAAAGAGUUUUGUAAAGCCGGAACGCGGUCGAGUUGAUCAAUCCCAUCCCAAUUACCAUUAUCGCCAGCGGUCCCAGAACAUGCCUAUAUACCCUUCUACCACCGGCCAUGAACCUUUGAUGGGAGAAGAAGACGUCGCUGAUACACCCAGCUCUCAUAGCUUGGAAUAUAGAAGCAAGGAUGGCUUGUACAGCGAGCAUGGAAACAUCAACAAGCCUAUGGAGCGAGCUCCCAGUCGAAAGCGGACGAAGAAAAGGAGAUCGUCGCGAAAGAUCUCGAAGAAGGCAGCUGCGGCGGAAAAACGUCGACAGGAGGCUUUGGAGCAGGUUCGGCCCCCCAGCCUCUGGACGACGUACUGCGCGAUUAUCACUUUUUGGGCUCCCGAUUGUAUAAUGAAAUGCUUCGGGAUGCCACAAAAGGCCCAGCGGAGUGCAUGGCGUGAGAAAAUAGGCCUUAUCAGCAUUAUCUUAUUGAUUGCUGCGUUCGUCGGUUUCCUCACAUUUGGAUUUACAGCUGCUGUGUGUGGAUCACCGCCCACCCGAUUGAAGAUCAAUAAAGUCGACAGUGGGUACAUGAUAUUCCACGGGAAAGCCUACGACUUGUCCAAAUCAACUCAUCCACCAGCCGCUGGUAUCCCACCCGAUACAAAUGUGCUUUAUGAUCUCCCUCACAAGUAUGGAGGACAAGACGGAAGUUUCUUUUUCCAGCAAGUCAAUGGGGCAUGCAAAGGUCUGAUCACUGCAGCCGAAGGGUCCGAUGUACCGACAAAUUCUAAAGGGGAGCUUGCAUGGUACUUCCCGUGUGCGCCUUUCAAUCAAGAUGGUUCGUCAAAGCCCAAUUUAACUGAGUCAUACUAUCCGGGCUGGGCCUGUCAUACAUCUGGGGAGGCUAGGCGAGCUUUCUACAGCCUGAAAGGUUCCGGUGACGUUUAUUUCACCUGGGAGGACACAAGAAACAAGAGUAGGAACCUGGUGGUUUACUCUGGAAACGUGCUUGAUCUCGACCUUUUGACUUGGUUCAACACGUCUCAGGUCAAAUAUCCGUCUAAAUUUGACGAGCUCCGCAAAAAUCCUGAUGUGCGCGGCGUUGACCUGACUUACUAUCUCCAAAGCGGAGAGGAGAAGAAGAUAGGCAAAUGCCUGUCCCAAAUUGUGAAGGUGGGGAGUAUCGAUACAGACACCGUUGGAUGUAUUGCCUCUAAGGUCGUUCUCUACAUAUCAUUGAUCUUUAUUUUGUCCAUUGUCGUCGUCAAAUUCGUUUUUGCAUUGCUCUUCCAGUGGUUCCUCGCGCCUCGAUUUGCCGCGCAGAAGACAAGCAUGAGCUCGAACUCCAAGAAACGCAAUCAGCAAAUCGAAGACUGGUCGAAUGACAUUUACCGCCCUGGUCCUCGUCUCACGGAUCCUGUGAUGGAUCGUGCUAGCAAGAGAGCCAGCUUUCUGCCAACCACCUCUCGGUUCUCUAGCCCUUACACCGUAAGCAAUGGUGGAAAGCAGCGUCCUCAAUAUGUGACGAUGGCGAGUCAAAACUCCACGUCUCGAUUGAUUCCUAGCGGAAACUCUAUGUACAAGUUGAGCCACAACAGUAGUGGUGGUACCUUGAGCGCCGAUGCCUCUCGUCAAAACCCUACCACCAGUCGGACGAGUUUGGUGCAAGAGUCACGUUACUCGAGUGCUAUAGCGGAGACAGACACUCUCGGGGCCACUGGAAACAUCCACGAGCUUGUCGUCCCUCAACCUCCACCAGAUUGGCAACCCUACGGCUAUCCCUUAGCGCAUGCUAUGUGUCUAGUUACCUGCUAUUCGGAAGGUGAGGAUGGUAUCCGCACCACACUGGACUCCGUUGCUAUGACCGAUUAUCCUAAUAGCCACAAGACUAUUGUGGUCAUCUGUGAUGGUAUGAUCAAGGGUAAGGGGGAGGAAUACUCGACUCCAGAGAUUGUUCUUCGUAUGAUGCGGGAUCCUGUGGUUCCACUCGACGAGGUUCAGCCGUUCUCUUAUGUAGCAGUAGCCACCGGUUCCAAGCGACACAACAUGGCCAAAAUAUAUGCUGGGUUCUAUGACUACGGGGAGUCGUCUGUUAUCCCUGCCGAAAAGCAACAACGCGUUCCCAUGAUGAUUAUCGUGAAAUGCGGAACUCCAGCGGAGGAGAGUCAAUCCAAGCCUGGGAACCGCGGCAAAAGAGACAGUCAGAUUAUCUUGAUGUCUUUCCUACAGAAAGUCAUGUUUGAUGAGAGAAUGACCGAGUUGGAAUUUGAAAUGUUCAAUGGCCUCUGGAAUGUUACGGGGAUCCCUCCUGAUUUCUAUGAGGUUGUACUCAUGGUUGAUGCCGAUACCAAGGUCUUUCCAGAUAGUUUGACCCAUAUGAUCUCGGCGAUGGUUAAAGAUCCCGACGUGAUGGGCUUGUGCGGUGAGACUAAGAUUGCUAACAAGACCGAUAGUUGGGUGACUAUGAUUCAGGUAUUUGAGUAUUUCAUUUCACAUCACCAGGCCAAGUCAUUCGAGUCCGUCUUUGGUGGUGUGACUUGUCUCCCCGGGUGUUUCUCAAUGUAUCGGAUAAAAGCGCCGAAAGGAGGACAAAACUACUGGGUGCCCAUUCUCGCGAAUCCCGAUGUUGUCGAACACUACUCGGAGAAUGUUGUGGAUACUCUUCACAAGAAAAACUUGCUCCUACUUGGCGAGGAUCGAUACCUGUCAACUCUGAUGCUCCGGACCUUCCCCAAGCGCAAGCAAAUUUUUGUGCCCCAGGCUGUUUGCAAGACUCAGGUACCGGAUAAAUUCAUGGUGCUCUUGUCCCAGCGGCGCCGUUGGAUCAAUAGUACUGUCCACAACCUGAUGGAGCUUGUCUUGGUUCGCGACCUGUGUGGGACGUUCUGCUUUAGUAUGCAGUUCGUUAUUUUCAUCGAACUGAUUGGCACACUUGUCCUUCCUGCCGCUAUUGCAUUCACCUUUUACGUUGUCAUUUCUUCCAUUGUCAGGAAACCAGUGCAAGUUAUUCCACUGGUCCUGCUUGCAUUGAUCCUCGGACUUCCAGGCGUGCUGAUUGUCGUGACUGCCCACCGGUUGGUGUAUGUGUUGUGGAUGUUGAUCUACUUGAUCUCACUACCUAUAUGGAAUUUUGUUCUUCCUACCUAUUCCUUCUGGAAAUUUGACGACUUCAGCUGGGGUGACACGCGCAAGACAGCAGGCGAGAAGGAUAAGGGUCACGAAGCUGGAGAGGGGGAGUUCGACAGCAGCAAGAUAACCAUGAAGCGAUGGAGAGACUUCGAGAAAGAUCGUCGUCUGAGGAUGCAGGGGGGAUGGGGACAGUCUAUGGGCGGAGGAUAUCCGGCGCACUACGAACCGUAUUCGGAUUACUAG